ACUCCGUAGAUGGGAGGCAGAGAUACGAUCCAUAAUUCUUGGGGGAGAACAAUGGGUCUCACGCGGGGCCCCCGAUGGAGGCCGAGUGCGAGUGCGAGUGCGCCGUGGUCACCCUCUUAACUGUGAUUCCCCCCCUUUUCCCUCUUCUCACGCCAACUUCAUUAUAUCUUUCUUGUAAAUAUGGGUUUGCUCAACUACACUGGAUUCCUGGGGAAUUCGGUGACGGGCGGGGCCCUUGAGGCUCUCGUCUGUGCGGCUUCUGCCAGUGGCUUCUUGCUGUUCGGAUAUGAUCAGGGUAUCAUGUCGGGAAUCAUCACGGAAGACAACUUCCUCACCUACUUUCCGGGGAUGGAACCUGAUAACAAAAGUGGCGCGGUUCAGGCUCUUGUCGUCGCUAUAUACGAAGUUGGAUGUCUUAUGGGAUCGAUCUUUAUUAUCGCGUAUGGUGACACACUCGGUCGAAGACGUGCGGUCCUCUUGGGCGUUAUAAUCAUGUUGGUUGGAACGGCAAUUCAAGCGUCGAGCUUCGAAAUAGCCCAGAUGAUUGUUGGACGCAUCGUGACGGGUGUAGGUAACGGCAUGAACACUUCUUCGAUUCCGGUCUGGCAGAGUGAGAUGGCCCCACCCAAGAUUCGUGGGUUCUUGGUGCUGUUCGAAGGGGCUUUGAUUGCCGCUGGCAUUAUGAUAUCGUACUGGUUGAACUACGGAUUCUUCUUCGUUACUCAAUACGGAUCAUUCCAAUGGCGCUUCCCAAUCGCAUUCCAAGCAGUCUUCGGUUUCAUCCUUUUCGUUGGAGUCUUGGCUCUUCCAGAGUCCCCACGUUGGUUACUGAAACAUGAUAAAGACGACGUGGCCAUUGAGAUUCUAUGUCGGUUGAAGAGAGCCGGUCCCGAUGACCCGGAAAUUCACGACGAAGUCGCGUCCAUCAAACAGAUCGCGGAAAUCACCCGAGGCAAGAAGCUCACGCUGAAGGAGUUCUAUGGAAAUGGGCCCGAGAUGAACAGAUGGCGAGUAAGCAUAGCUUAUACCUCUCAAUUCUUCCAACAAGCUGGCGGGACCAAUUUAGUCACCUACUAUGCUACAACUGUUUUCGAAAGUUCGCUUGGCUUCAGUCCUUCUCUUUCGCGCCUCCUCACUGCUUGUUACGGAACACUGUACCUCGCUGCCGCCAUUUUUGCGCUCUUUAUCGUUGAUCGAUUCGGUCGUCGCAAGAUGAUGAUCCUCGGAUCCGUUGGUAUGGGAGUCAGUUCAUUGAUUAUCGGCGCGUGCCUUUCUCAAACCACCGACACCUACAAAGCUCCCGCCUUCGCCGCCACCGUUUUCAUCUUCGUCUUCAUCGGCUUCUUCGCCAUCGGCUGGUUAGGAGUCACCUGGCUCUACCCCGCAGAAGUCACUCCUAUCCGAAUCAGAGCCCAGGCCAACGGACUAAGUACUAGUUUCAACUGGCUAGGCAACUACGCCGUCGUGCAACUAGCCCCAAUCAUGAUCAACAAGAUCGCGUGGAAGACAUACUUCGUCUUCAUGUGUUUCAACUUCGCCUUCAUCCCGGUCAUCUGGUUCACAUUCGUGGAGACCAAGGGUUAUCCACUUGAGAAGCUGGACGCGAUUUUCGAAGAGGCGUAUCAGAAGAAGGAGAAUCCUGUUCUGACGGAACGCAGGAUUCGGAAGGGCGCGAAGCUGGAGAAGGAGAAGGCGGGCUUGAUCGAUGCUAACGGUGGUCCGAUCACGGAUAGUCCUGGGAAUGGUACGGAUCAGAAUGUGGAUGUAGAGAAGUUUAGGGGCAGCGAUGCGCAGUUGUCGCAUAAGUCAGGUACUUCAGCUGCUGAAAUGGGAACUCAGAGGGAGUGAAAGUUUGGGGAGAUGGUUCGCGGGGAUAGAUUUUGAGUUGAUAUACGCAAGAUUAUAGAUAGAGUAAGAUCGCACUGGAUAGAGUAUUUAGACAAGAUAUCCUAUAGAGU
Amorphotheca resinae ATCC 22711 is the source of this 1958-nucleotide messenger RNA. RefSeq lists its product as hypothetical. The record is from RefSeq and is a predicted model, not a curated record. The transcript is spliced from 6 exons. Gene Ontology annotation, cellular component: membrane. The coding region runs from base 181 to 1848 and encodes 555 amino acids. Gene Ontology annotation, molecular function: carbohydrate:proton symporter activity. Lineage: Eukaryota; Fungi; Ascomycota; Leotiomycetes; Helotiales; Amorphothecaceae. Gene Ontology annotation, biological process: transmembrane transport; carbohydrate transport.